UUCCGGUCACGUGACAAACGUAGCAAACACGUUCUCCAUUUUGUAUUUUGAUCGUUUGAUCUGAUGUUUAUUUCUUUGUAGCAGAGAACGUUUAUAUUUUAAGAGUGAUCAAGAAAGACUUGGCCAUCCCUAGUGAUGGCUUUUCCAUACACAGUGAUUGGCCCUGGGGGUCAGCCGUUUAUCAUCGGCCAGGUGCCUGUCAUCCAGCAGGCUGUAAUUCCCACCAUUCAGGCACAGGCACUACCGCAACAGCCACCACCACAACCUGUUCCUCAGCAGCCCAAAGUUCCAGAUUACAUGUCGGAAGAGAAGCUCCAAGAUAAAGCAAGAAAAUGGCAACAGCUACAAUCGAAACGUUAUGCUGAGAAGCGCAAGUUUGGUUUUGUUGAUGCUCAGAAAGAGGACAUGCCACCGGAGCAUGUGCGGAAAAUCAUUCGUGACCAUGGUGACAUGACUAACAGAAAGUUCCGUCAUGACAAGAGAGUCUAUCUUGGAGCACUGAAGUACAUGCCCCAUGCCGUAAUGAAGCUGAUGGAAAACAUGCCAAUGCCGUGGGAGCAGAUUCGUGAUGUCAGUGUGUUGUAUCACAUCACUGGAGCCAUCACAUUUGUCAAUGAAAUACCCUGGGUCAUAGAACCAGUCUACAUUGCUCAGUGGGGGACGAUGUGGAUCAUGAUGAGACGAGAGAAGCGUGAUCGUCGUCACUUCAAGAGGAUGAGGUUCCCCCCGUUCGAUGACGAGGAACCACCGCUGGACUACGCCGACAAUGUGCUGGAUGUUGAGCCGCUGGAAGCCAUUCAGAUGGAGCUCGAUGUGGAGGAAGACAAGGCUGUAGCGGAGUGGUUCUAUGACCACAAGCCUUUGGUGGACUCCAAACACGUGAAUGGGACAACAUAUCGAAAGUGGAACCUGAGUUUGCCAGUCAUGUCCAUCCUGUACCGCCUGGCGAACCAGCUGCUUACGGACCUGGUCGAUGAGAACUACUUCUACCUGUUUGACCUCAAGUCAUUCUUCACAGCCAAGGCCCUCAACCUGGCUAUCCCAGGAGGACCCAAGUUUGAACCACUCGUCAAGGAUCAUGGAAUGCAAGAUGAAGACUGGAAUGAAUUCAAUGACAUCAACAAGAUCAUCAUUCGACAGCCAGUGCGCACAGAGUACCGCAUCGCUUUCCCGUAUCUAUACAACAACCUGCCAUUCCAGGUCCAUCUCUCGUGGUAUCAUACUCCCAAUGUGGUGUUCAUCAAGACAGAGGACCCCGACCUGCCAGCAUUCUACUUUGAUCCCCUGAUCAAUCCCAUCUCACACAGACACGCUGUCAAGGGUCAGGAGCCACUCCCCGAUGACGACGAGGAGUUUGAGCUUCCCGACUAUGUACAGCCCUUUCUACAGGACACGCCUCUGUACACAGACAACACGGCUAACGGCAUUGCCCUCCUGUGGGCACCACGCCCCUUCAAUCUGCGAUCUGGCCGCAGUCGCAGAGCAAUGGACGUUCCGCUGGUCAAGUCAUGGUAUCGUGAGCACUGUCCGGCUGGUAUGCCUGUCAAAGUGCGAGUGUCUUACCAGAAGCUCCUCAAGUAUUACGUCUUGAAUGCACUGAAGCACAAACCUCCAAAAGCACAAAAGAAGAGAUACCUCUUCCGAUCAUUCAAGGCGACCAAGUUUUUCCAGACCACCCAGUUGGACUGGGUUGAGGUUGGCUUGCAGGUUUGUCGCCAGGGAUACAACAUGUUGAAUCUGUUGAUCCACAGAAAGAACCUCAACUACCUUCACUUGGAUUACAACUUCAACUUGAAGCCAGUCAAAACACUGACCACAAAGGAAAGAAAGAAGUCCCGUUUCGGCAAUGCUUUCCAUUUGUGUCGAGAGGUGUUGCGAUUGACAAAGUUGGUGAUAGACAGUCAUGUGCAGUAUCGACUGGGCAACGUGGAUGCGUUUCAGUUGUCCGAUGGAAUACAAUACAUAUUUGCUCACGUGGGCCAGCUGACUGGAAUGUACCGCUACAAGUACAAGCUGAUGAGGCAGAUCCGCAUGUGUAAAGACAUCAAACAUCUCAUCUACUACAGAUUCAACACAGGUCCUGUUGGUAAAGGUCCCGGCUGUGGAAUCUGGGCACCAGGCUGGCGGAUAUGGCUGUUCUUCAUGCGUGGCAUCACACCUCUGUUGGAACGGUGGCUUGGCAACCUGUUGUCGAGGCAGUUCGAAGGUCGUCACUCCAAGGGUGUGGCCAAGACGGUCACCAAGCAGAGAGUGGAGAGUCACUUCGAUUUGGAACUGAGAGCAGCAGUAAUGCAUGACAUUCUGGACAUGAUGCCGGAAGGAAUAAAGCAGAACAAAGCUCGGACAAUCCUGCAGCAUUUAAGUGAAGCCUGGCGGUGCUGGAAAGCAAACAUUCCUUGGAAAGUUCCUGGACUUCCAACUCCAAUUGAAAAUAUGAUCCUGAGGUUUGUGAAGGCUAAAGCUGAUUGGUGGACAAACACAGCGCAUUACAAUCGGGAGCGAAUCAGAAGAGGUGCAACUGUGGACAAAACAGUGUGCAAGAAGAACCUUGGUCGUCUGACUCGUCUGUACCUGAAAGCAGAACAAGAAAGACAGCACAACUAUCUGAAGGAUGGUCCAUACAUCACAGCUGAAGAAGCUGUAGCGAUCUACACAACAAUGGUGCACUGGCUUGAGAGUCGCAGGUUCUCCCCGAUUCCGUUCCCGCCGCUAUCGUACAAACAUGACACCAAACUGCUCAUCCUAGCCUUGGAGAGACUCAAAGAGGCAUACAGUGUGAAGAGUCGACUGAACCAGUCACAGAGGGAGGAGCUUGGCCUCAUUGAACAGGCCUACGAUAAUCCCCACGAAGCCUUGUCUAGAAUCAAGCGUCACCUGCUCACACAGCGAGCAUUUAAAGAGGUUGGGAUUGAGUUCAUGGACCUGUACAGCCACCUGAUUCCUGUGUACGACGUGGAGCCGCUGGAGAAGAUCACCGACGCGUAUCUCGACCAGUAUCUGUGGUACGAGGCUGACAAGCGCAGACUCUUCCCGCCAUGGAUCAAACCCUCCGACUCCGAGCCACCGCCCACUCUUACAUACAAGUGGUGUCAAGGCAUCAACAACCUGCAGGACGUGUGGGACACGGCUGAGGGUGAGUGUAACGUCAUGCUAGAGUCGCACUUCGAGAAGAUGUACGAGAAGAUCGAUCUUACGCUCCUCAACAGACUGCUGCGGCUCAUCGUCGACCACAACAUUGCCGAUUACAUGACCGCCAAAAACAACAUCGUCAUCAACUACAAGGACAUGAACCACACCAACUCCUAUGGAAUUAUCCGUGGUCUCCAGUUUGCCUCAUUCAUCGUUCAGUUCUUUGGACUGGUGCUUGAUCUGCUGGUGCUGGGUCUGAUGAGGGCCAGUGAGAUGGCAGGCCCGCCGCAGUUACCCAAUGACUUUCUCACUUACCAGGAUGUAUCAACAGAGGCGGCUCAUCCUAUCCGGUUGUAUUCACGAUACAUUGACAGAAUUCACAUCUUCUUCAGAUUCACGGCUGAAGAGGCCAGGGAUCUGAUCCAGCGAUACCUGACGGAGCACCCCGACCCCAACAAUGAGAACAUAGUGGGUUACAACAACAAGAAGUGCUGGCCGCGAGACUCCAGGAUGAGGCUCAUGAAACACGAUGUUAAUCUGGGUCGUGCUGUGUUCUGGGACAUCAAGAACCGCCUCCCGCGGUCGGUGACGACGAUCCAGUGGGAGAGCAGCUUUGUGUCGGUGUACAGCAAGGACAACCCCAACCUGCUCUUCAACAUGUGCGGCUUCGAGUGCCGCAUUCUGCCCAAGUGUCGCACGUCACACGAAGAGUUCACGCACAAAGACGGGGUCUGGAAUCUACAGAAUGAGGUAACUAAAGAGAGGACAGCUCAGUGUUUCUUGAGAGUGGAUGAUGAGUCGAUGCACAGAUUCCAUAACAGAGUCAGACAAAUUCUUAUGGCAUCUGGUUCCACCACCUUCACAAAGAUUGUCAACAAGUGGAACACGGCUCUGAUUGGUCUGAUGACGUAUUUCCGAGAGGCUGUCGUCAACACCCAAGAGCUGCUUGACCUGCUCGUCAAGUGCGAGAACAAGAUCCAGACUCGUAUCAAGAUCGGUCUCAACUCCAAGAUGCCCAGUCGAUUCCCGCCCGUCGUUUUCUACACGCCCAAAGAGCUGGGAGGGUUGGGGAUGCUGUCAAUGGGUCACGUGUUGAUCCCACAGUCAGACUUACGCUGGUCCAAACAGACUGAUGUCGGGAUCACACAUUUCAGGUCGGGCAUGAGUCAUGACGAAGAUCAGCUCAUUCCAAAUCUGUACAGGUACAUCAUGCCUUGGGAAAGCGAGUUCAUUGACUCACAGCGAGUGUGGGCGGAAUAUGCACUCAAGAGGCAAGAGGCUAAUGCCCAAAACAGACGAUUGACUCUGGAAGACUUGGAGGACUCGUGGGAUCGAGGUAUUCCGCGUAUCAACACACUGUUCCAGAAGGACCGACACACACUAGCUUACGAUAAAGGUUGGCGGGUGCGCACAGACUUCAAACAGUACCAGGUGCUGAAACAGAACCCGUUCUGGUGGACCCACCAGCGUCACGACGGCAAGCUGUGGAACCUCAACAACUACCGCACGGACAUGAUCCAGGCCCUCGGUGGCGUCGAGGGAAUCUUAGAGCACACACUCUUCAAGGGAACAUAUUUCCCUACCUGGGAGGGUCUCUUCUGGGAGAAGGCGAGUGGUUUUGAAGAAUCCAUGAAGUACAAGAAGUUGACUAAUGCACAGAGGUCUGGUCUGAACCAGAUUCCAAACCGCCGAUUCACUCUCUGGUGGUCACCUACCAUCAACAGGGCAAAUGUGUACGUUGGUUUCCAAGUGCAGCUCGAUCUGACCGGUAUCUUCAUGCACGGCAAGAUCCCUACGCUGAAAAUCUCACUCAUCCAGAUCUUCAGGGCUCACUUGUGGCAGAAGAUUCACGAGAGCGUCGUCAUGGAUCUCUGUCAGGUGUUUGACCAGGAGCUUGAUGCUCUGGAGAUUGAGACAGUCCAGAAGGAGACUAUUCACCCGCGGAAGUCCUACAAGAUGAACAGCUCAUGUGCCGACAUUCUGCUGUUUGCUGCGUACAAGUGGAACGUGUCCAAGCCAUCAUUGCUGGCCGACUCAAAAGAUGUAAUGGAUGGAGCCACAACCCAGAAGUACUGGCUGGACAUCCAGCUGCGAUGGGGCGACUAUGACUCUCACGACAUUGAGAGGUACGCGAGGGCCAAGUACCUGGACUACACCACGGACAACAUGAGUAUCUAUCCGUCUCCCACCGGCGUCCUCGUCGCCAUCGACCUCGCCUACAACCUCCACAGUGCUUAUGGCAACUGGUUCCCUGGUGCAAAACCUCUGAUCCAGCAGGCUAUGGCGAAGAUCAUGAAGUCGAACCCAGCUCUGUACGUGUUGCGGGAACGCAUCAGGAAGGGUCUGCAACUCUACUCUUCAGAGCCCACUGAACCGUACCUGAGCUCACAGAACUAUGGUGAACUGUUCUCCAACCAGAUCAUUUGGUUUGUGGACGACACGAAUGUCUACAGAGUCACAAUCCACAAGACAUUUGAGGGUAACUUGACCACAAAACCCAUCAAUGGUGCUAUUUUCAUUUUCAACCCAAGGACAGGACAACUUUUCCUGAAGAUCAUUCACACUUCUGUGUGGGCAGGCCAGAAACGUCUUGGACAGUUGGCAAAAUGGAAGACUGCCGAGGAAGUGGCUGCUUUGAUCCGAUCCCUUCCAGUUGAAGAACAGCCAAAGCAAAUUAUUGUCACAAGAAAGGGCAUGUUGGAUCCACUUGAGGUCCAUCUUCUUGAUUUCCCCAACAUUGUCAUCAAGGGCAGUGAACUGCAGUUGCCUUUCCAAGCCUGUUUAAAGGUUGAGAAAUUUGGAGAUUUGAUCUUGAAAGCGACUGAACCCCAGAUGGUCUUGUUCAAUCUCUACGAUGAUUGGCUGAAGACGAUCUCAUCAUACACAGCCUUCUCACGUCUGAUUCUGAUCCUGCGUGCACUGCACGUGAACAACGACAAGACAAAGAUCAUCCUGAAGCCAGACAAGACGACGAUCACGGAGAUCCACCACAUCUGGCCCACGCUGUCCGACGAGGAUUGGAUGAAGAUUGAGGUCCAGCUCAAGGACCUCAUCCUCGCCGAUUACGGCAAGAAAAAUAAUGUGAACGUGGCCUCUCUGACACAGUCUGAGAUCCGCGACAUCAUCCUGGGAAUGGAGAUCUCCGCGCCGUCCGCCCAGCGCCAGCAGAUCGCCGAGAUCGAGAAGCAGACCAAAGAACAGUCGCAGCUGACGGCCACGACAACUCGCACCGUCAACAAGCACGGCGACGAGAUCAUCACCUCGACGACCAGUAACUACGAGAGUCAGACAUUCUCAUCGAAGACGGAGUGGCGGGUGCGGGCGAUCUCGGCCACCAACCUGCAUUUGAGGACGAACCACAUCUACGUGUCUUCGGACGACAUCAAGGAGACAGGCUACACAUACAUCCUGCCAAAGAACAUCCUCAAGAAGUUCAUCAUCAUCUCCGAUCUCAGAGCGCAGAUUUCUGGCUACCUGUACGGAGUUAGUCCCCCUGACAACCCCCAGGUGAAGGAGAUUCGCUGUAUCGUGAUGCCUCCACAGUGGGGAACCCAUCAGACAGUUCACCUUCCCACCAUUCUGCCAGACCACGAGUACCUUAAGGAGAUGGAACCUCUCGGGUGGAUUCACACACAGCCUAACGAGUUGCCACAGUUGUCACCACAAGACAUCACAAGUCACGCCAAGAUCAUGUCGGACAACUCCAGUUGGGAUGGGGAGAAGACCGUUGUCAUAACUUGCAGCUUUACACCUGGUUCCUGUUCAUUGACUGCCUACAAGCUGACACCUAGUGGGUACGAGUGGGGCCGACAGAAUAAGGAUACCGGAAACAACCCCAAGGGUUACCUCCCUUCGCAUUAUGAGCGCGUACAGAUGUUGUUGUCAGACAGGUUCCUCGGUUUCUUCAUGGUUCCCAACCAGGCCUCGUGGAACUACAACUUCAUGGGUGUUCGUCACGACCCCAACAUGAAGUAUGACCUGCAGCUGGCCAAUCCGAAGGAAUUCUAUCACGAGAUUCACCGUCCGUCUCACUUCCUCAACUUCAGCACCAUGGAGGACGCAGAAAUCAUCGGGGCUGAUCGAGAGGACCUGUAUGCCUAGAAUAGAGUUCAGACUCUUCACAUGGAAACUAUUCAUUCUUUUUCCUCGGAGGAUGUCAUCAUUACCGUUUGAAUAAUUGAUGUUGUGUGCAUUCUGAACAGAAGAGAAAGACUAAUCAUUGGAAGGACCGGCAUGCCUGUAAUUUAAAAUUCUGUUGAAUGUGGUGCAUUAUUUUUUCCAGAAACGUUAAAUCAUCGUAAAUGUGAUCAUACAGUAACAGUUAAUUCAUUUCAUCACUCGCUCACUCACUCACUCAUUCAUGAAAUUGUGUAUAAAUGAAGAUUUAAAGUAUUGUUUUAAACAUUUUGUGUUAACUGAAAAAUCAUUGGAUUCCAUACAGAAUUUUUGGCUAAUGACUAGCUGAAUGUACAUUUCAGGAUAUAUUUUGUACAAAUGUGAAGGGAGUGGUAGCUUUUUGUGAAGCACUUCUUUGUGACUUUUGUGCCGUUGCUGUAAUAGUUGCUAUUAGUGUUGCAGCAGUUGUAUUUUUGGAAUGUAGCAGACUAUUAUGCUAAUUCAGGGUCUAUAAUAUACAUGACUAUAUGACGGACAAUGGUUUGGGAUACUGAGGGCCGACUUUACAAAGCCUAUUGAUGACUUGGACACAUGUAACUACAUACACUUACAAUGUUUAAACAACUGCGUUUAAGAAAAAUGGGCUUUGUAAAUUUGGCCCUGAAUGUUUAUUUUCGAAUGGAUCAUAGAUGUGUUACAAUCGUGAAUACAUAAAUCUGGAAACAUUUCAGUUUUGACAGCAGUUUCUAUUUGGUGUUUUCAUGUUUGUCUACAAGACUUCUACUUGUACAUUUUUUUUUUUUUGUUCUUUGGAAUGUGGACGUAUGUGAUGUCUUUGCAGAUGUGAUGCCUAUCUGACGGACUGAUUGUAGUCACAGUUACUUACGGUGACAAUGUACAUGAGAAACAUACUGCGAAAACUAGCUACAGGAAAUUAAUAAUCCUGUAUUAUCAUCAGAUCUGAUAUUUCAUAGUGGAAAUUUAAAUCAAGAAACUUGAUCAGAGAAUACAGAACCUGAGCCCAUAUUUUUGAAGCAAUCUUAGCCCUACAAAAUCGUAAACCCUUCGUAAGCUAUGACAUUGUGUGUGCUAUCAUAACCUUGUAGCGUAAAAUGGUUUUACGAUUUCGUAAAGCUAAGAUGGCUUCAAAAAUCCCUAGCCAGGUUUUAUUUACAUUUACGUAAUUUAUAGAAUAAGAAUGUGGAUGUGUUGGCAGUCACCUAUGUUUGUUGCUGUACAUUAAAGAUUAAUAAACUUGUCAA
Messenger RNA from Gigantopelta aegis, 8507 nucleotides. RefSeq names its product pre-mRNA-processing-splicing factor 8. The transcript has 43 exons. Gene Ontology annotation, molecular function: U5 snRNA binding; U1 snRNA binding; pre-mRNA intronic binding. Gene Ontology annotation, biological process: spliceosomal tri-snRNP complex assembly; mRNA splicing, via spliceosome. Gene Ontology annotation, cellular component: catalytic step 2 spliceosome; U5 snRNP. The coding region runs from base 136 to 7230 and encodes 2364 amino acids. The record is from RefSeq and is a predicted model, not a curated record. Lineage: Eukaryota; Metazoa; Mollusca; Gastropoda; Neomphalida; Peltospiridae.